AUGUUUUUCCUACUCUACGUGCUCAACGGCGUGAAAUCGCCAGAGGUGCUUGGCUUUCGCUUCUUUCACUGGGUUGUGGAUAUGCAGAACGACGCUGAGGUCGAGUCAUCGAGGCUGAGGGCCACAAGGGAAUCCCCUCACGUCGCCGACACGCCGGAACCGAUUGUAUUCGACCUUGGCAUCCGGCGAAACCUUGAUGAGUACCCAGCAGAUAUCCAGCCCCAUCUACAAACACGUCAGCCUAUCCAUACCGUGCCGGACGCGAGCGAGUCUCUCCGAAACGGAGGACUCGAGCCUUCUGACGUAGACAUCGUUGUUCUAAGCCACGUGCACUACGACCACGUUGGCGACCCUAGGGAAUUCACUUCGGCGCAGUUCAUGGUCGGGUACGGCACGCGGCACCUGCUUCAACAUGGCAUGAAGUACCACUCGGCGGCCAAGUUUGAGAAGGACCUGCUACCACCAGAUCGAACUAUUGAGCUCCCCGAGCCCGAACAAAAGCGCAGUCACGCAAAACCUAUAGAGAACUCUUGCCUGCCUACGCAUGGUCUGGACACUCUGAUCCGUGGCAUACAACAUAGGUGGAAGGCAUUUGGGCCAUUUCCCAAUGCUAUGGACUUAUUCGGCGACGGAUCUAUAUACAUUGUAGACAGCCCUGGCCAUCUCCCAGGCCAUCUUAAUCUGCUGGCACGCAUUGGGGACGCCUCAUGGGUUUACCUCGCUGGUGAUGCCUGCCACCAUCCCCGCAUCCUCCAUGGCGAGACGGGGAUGGCAACAUGGAUGGAAAACGAUAUGCAUGUCUGCAUCCACUCGGACAAGAGCUUGGCGGAAGACACGGUCCAGAGAAUUGCCAAACUUAUGAGGGAGGGCAUCCGAGGCGGGGAUCAAAGGCUACCACAAGCACAAGCCAAAGCAGCAACAAUGCAACUCCACGACGAAACCCUACUCACGCCCAACGCCGCCUUCAUGACCGGGGAAUGGGUCUCGGGGCCCACCCUCUUUGAAGUACAAGACCCAGCAACAUGGCAGACCAUCGCCAGCGUCCCCGAUCUCGGCGAGACAGAGACAACCACCGCCGUCAACGGAGCCAUCCAAGCCGCCGCCCAGCUUAAGCUCCUCACAGGAAAACAAAGAGGCCAACUCCUCCGCAACUGGCACCGCCUCGUACAGCAAGCCCAGGAGGACAUCGCCACCGUCAUCACCCUCGAGAACGGCAAGACGCUUGCCGAGGCCCGCGGCGAGGUAGCCUACGCCAACGACUUCAUCGACUGGUUUGCCGGCGCGGCGCCCCGCAUCGACGGCGCCGUGCCGCAAGCCUCUAACCCGUCCCAUCGAGUCGUAACGGUGAAGCAGCCCGUGGGACCCUCCCCCGAUACCCCUCUCUCGGCGCUCAUCUUGGCCCGGCUGGCCUCGGAGGCGGGUUUCCCUGCCGGCUCGCUCAGCGUCAUCACCUCCAAAACCAACACCGUGGCCGUGGGCAAGGUCCUCACGCAGCACCCCGCCGUUCGAAAAUUCUCCUUUACGGGGUCCACGGCCGUCGGGAAGCUACUCGCGGCGCAAUGCACGAGUACGGUCAAACGCGUGAGCCUGGAGCUGGGUGGCAACGCGCCCUUUCUCGUCUUCGAUGACGCGGAUCUGGAAAAGGCCGCGGACGGCAUCAUGGUGAGCAAGUUUCGUCUCGCGGGGCAGACGUGCGUGUGCGCGAACCGCGUCUUUGCUCAAGUCGGUAUCUACGACAAGCUAGCGAGCCUCCUCGUGGAAAGGGUCCGCCAAUUCCGUCUAGGCCGUGGCAUCGACGAAGGGACAACCAUCGGUCCCUUGAUCAAUGAAGCCGCCGUGACAAAGGUCCACGGCCACGUCAAGGAUGCUUUGGAUAAGGGCGCGAGACUCUUGAUCGGAGGGCAACCCGAGGAGACGCUCGGCGGCGCGUUCUUCCAGCCAACUGUGCUGGCGGACGUCCCCAACGACGCAUUGUGUGCCAGGGAGGAGACGUUUGGGCCUCUGCUUCCACUCUUCAAAUUCGAGAGUGAUGAGGAUGCGGUGAGGCUCGCAAAUGCGACAGACGUUGGGCUUGCGGGGUACUUUUUCACCAAGAACAUUUCUCGCGCGUGGGCUGUGGCGGAAGCACUGGAAGUCGGAAUGGUUGGUGUGAACACGGGUAUCAUCAGCGAUGUAGCCUCGCCCUUUGGGGGAGUCAAACAGAGCGGGCUGGGACGAGAGGGUUCGAGUAUCGGCAUCGACGAGUUCCUCGAGGUGAAGAGUAUUACAUUUGGAAUAAGUUAG
Molecule: messenger RNA, 2283 nt
Organism: Parascedosporium putredinis
Lineage: Eukaryota; Fungi; Ascomycota; Sordariomycetes; Microascales; Microascaceae
Source: the annotation of a GenBank genome assembly